AUGUCUGGUGUGACUUGUCUGUCAGACUUUGCUGAAGAUGAGAAGUUGCCGGAAGCCUUGCCUAUGUCUCUGGACAUCACUAACUUACUGCUGGUUCUAGAGGAGGACAGACCUUCUUCCAAUCUGACCUCGCCGGGAGGUGUUCCCAUGAACAUCCACAUUCAGCAUCUUUCUGUGGAGAGGGGCAAGGAUGGCAUCUUCUACAUUUCUAGUAACAUACCAUUUGUCCACACUGCCAGCCCUACUCCAGCACCUCCAAAGUCAGAGUAUGCUAAUGCAGUAACGUCCCCGAUCAUGAGUCCUGAUGGCACCAUGGCAUUACUGAUGGCCAGUCAGAAUGAGGCUGUUCUGUUGCGUCGACAGCUAGAAGAGGUCAGGAGAGCUAAUCGUCUGUACGAGCAUCAAAUUCUACAGUGGAGAGAGAUGCAAGAUAGAUUAGUGGGUCAUCGACCAGGUAUGGGAGGUCCCGGGGCAAUGACAACCCGCGGAGCCAUGACCCAGAAACGUCAGAGUUUCACAGCCGACUCCCUUUCCAGCAGCCCUUCUUCCAGCUCCCAUCAUGACCUCGCUAUGGGUCAGUCCAGGUUCCCACGAGAUGACGUUGACCCGGCCAGGGAUGAACUGGAGUGUGAAAAUCUACAGCUACAACAAAGACUUGCCCGAUUGGAAGAUGACCUGCUGACAGUAUCCAAGGAAAAAGAAUCACUGCUUCAGACGCUGCAGUUACUGCAGGAUGAGCUUCUAGCUUCAGAGCGUAAACACAGGACUAGACCCAAAUAG
Molecule: messenger RNA, 780 nt
Organism: Candidula unifasciata
Lineage: Eukaryota; Metazoa; Mollusca; Gastropoda; Stylommatophora; Geomitridae
Source: the annotation of a GenBank genome assembly